Messenger RNA from Acaulospora morrowiae, 390 nucleotides. The record is from the annotation of a GenBank genome assembly. Lineage: Eukaryota; Fungi; Glomeromycota; Glomeromycetes; Diversisporales; Acaulosporaceae.
AUGGCUUCCAAACAUCUAUCGUCUCGACCUAAAAACCUUUAUCCGCCAUUAACUUUGUAUCGUCAAAUCCUUCGGAUCCACCGUCGUUUGCCGCCCUCACUUCGCCUUCUCGGUGAUGACUAUGUAAAGUCCGAAUUUAGGAGACACAGGGAUGUAACAAAUCCUCUUUACCUUGUUGGCUUUUUUAGUCAGUGGCAAUCAUACCUGGAGGAACUGAAACAGCAGACUAGUGCUUCAGUUCCUGUUGAGGAAAUUCGAUAUGGCAAAAAGCUUGAUUCCGAAAGCUUGGAGAAAUUUAGCGAACAACAACUUGGACAAUUGUAUGAAUUAAGAAAUGAGACGAAAGCCUCUAUUAAUAAAGAAAGUUCGGAACAAUUGAGAGAAGUUUAA